UGCGCUCCGCCCGGCGCAUCGUCCCCGCUGAGCUUCCAAAGCCCCCCCCUCUCCCGUGCUCCGUCGCGGCUUCAAAUACUCCGCCCCCAUUCCCAAAGCACGCUGCUCCCUCUGGCUUCCCGCCUCCUCGCCUGCUCCGCGUCCCGCCGCUCCCUCAUGGCCACCGCAGCCGCUGCAGCAGCAGUCUCCUCCCCGGCCGCCCCGGUCGCCGGGGCUGCUGCGGCCACCUCCCGCCGGGGGUUCGUCACGUUCGGCGGAGGCGCCGCCCGCUCCUCGCCCGCGCUGCGGUCCGGCCGCGGACUCUCCGGUGUGCGAACACAUGUUGCUGCUGUUGAACAAGCAGUUGCAAAAGAUGCUACCAAGCUGGAAGCACCAGUUGUUAUCAUUACAGGUGCCUCCAGAGGGAUUGGAAAAGCCACUGCUUUGGCCCUUGGAAAAGCGGGGUGCAAGGUUCUGGUGAACUAUGCCCGCUCAUCAAAAGAAGCUGAAGAUGUCUCCAAAGAGAUUGAAGCAUCUGGUGGUGAGGCUAUCACCUUCGGAGGAGAUGUUUCAAAAGAAGCUGAUGUAGAAUCUAUGAUGAAAGCAGCUAUGGAUAAAUGGGGAACAAUAGAUGUGCUGGUAAACAAUGCAGGGAUUACACGAGACACAUUAUUGAUGAGGAUGAAGAAAUCUCAGUGGCAAGAUGUAAUUGAUCUGAAUCUUACAGGUGUCUUCCUGUGCACACAGGCUGCUACUAAAGUAAUGAUGAAGAAGAAAAAGGGGAGAAUUAUCAACAUAGCAUCUGUUGUUGGGCUUACUGGUAAUGUUGGCCAAGCUAAUUAUAGUGCAGCCAAAGCUGGGGUUAUUGGCUUCACAAAAACAGUUGCCAGGGAAUAUGCAAGCAGAAAUAUCAAUGUGAAUGCUAUUGCACCAGGGUUCAUUGCAUCUGAUAUGACUGCCGAGCUUGGGGAAGAGCUUGAGAAGAAAAUUUUGUCAACCAUUCCAUUAGGGAGAUACGGCCAACCUGAGGAAGUUGCGGGUUUAGUCGAGUUUUUGGCCCUUAAUCCUGCAGCUAGCUACAUCACCGGACAGGUGCUUACCAUUGACGGAGGGAUGGUAAUGUAAGGUUUGAGUGAGCUUGGUAGACUUGGACUUCUCCUGCAUGAGGCGAUUUUUGGACUACAAAUGUUAGGGUUGUCUCUUGUUUUGUAAUGCUCACCAGGAAUAAAUCAGGCGUGGUGAAGUUGAAAUAUGUAUGUUUUUGUUCAUGAUAUGUGCCAAUUUGUCCAGGCUAUUUGAAUUUGAUGUACCUCGGCAACUCGACGUUCGCCAGCUCUUAUCCAUGUCCAGUGGCACCUGGAAGCCAUCUCCGGUGGAGCUCUAGCUGUUUGCUAAUCAGAUUUUGUGCAUAGCCAUUUUAUAUAUUUGGAUAAGUGUCUUAGAUCUGGAUCUCGGAAAUCAAAUGAUUGUGGUUGUUUUGUGCCAAUUUGGCAACUACGCAAUAAACUUUAGUCGUGUAAAGAAUUUAUGUCAAAACCUUGUGUAAGUAAUUAAUAAAAAGGAUAAUCAAUAGUUGGAAA
Molecule: messenger RNA, 1559 nt
Organism: Setaria italica (foxtail millet)
Lineage: Eukaryota; Viridiplantae; Streptophyta; Magnoliopsida; Poales; Poaceae
Product: 3-oxoacyl-[acyl-carrier-protein] reductase 4
Exons: 11
Coding region: 157-1104 (315 amino acids)
Biological process (GO): fatty acid biosynthetic process
Molecular function (GO): NAD binding; 3-oxoacyl-[acyl-carrier-protein] reductase (NADPH) activity
Source: RefSeq, a predicted model, not a curated record